Molecule: messenger RNA, 1578 nt
Organism: Nothobranchius furzeri (turquoise killifish)
Lineage: Eukaryota; Metazoa; Chordata; Actinopteri; Cyprinodontiformes; Nothobranchiidae
Product: enoyl CoA hydratase domain containing 1
Biological process (GO): fatty acid beta-oxidation
Cellular component (GO): cytosol
Molecular function (GO): catalytic activity
Source: RefSeq, a predicted model, not a curated record
CGCCCUCGUGUGGCCACCUUUAACAUCUCACGUCAGACCCAAAUUCUCUCCAGCUUCAGUUUCUGGUCGAGCAGAUUUAGUGCAACACCACCGCGCUGCUACUAAGCAAGCAGGAUGGUCCUCUGUGCUGCGAGGAGCAGCCUCUGCUGCGGCGUCUGGAUCAGGCAGCUGCAGAGGCGGGCCCACGGCGGUGUUUACUCCAGCGUCCAUGGCUUCAGCCACGAUGAGGUCAGACAGAAGCUGGAGGCCUUCCCCGGAGGCUCCAUCGAUCUUCUGAAGCAGGACUCUGGCUUAGCCGUGAUGACCAUCAACAACCCGUCUCGUAUGAAUGCCUUCUCCGGCAGCAUGAUGGUGGACCUGGAGGAGAAGGUGACCCAGCUGGAGAACUGGACCAACGGAAAAAGCCUGAUUGUUCGUGGUGCUGCUGAGACGUUCUGCUCUGGGUCGGACCUCAACGCCGUCCGAGCCAUAUCCAACCCGCAGGACGGGAUGAAAAUGUGCAUGUUCAUGCAAAAUACUCUUACAAGACUGCUCAGGCUGCCUCUGGUCUCUGUUGCUGUUGUGGAGGGGAAAGCGUUAGGAGGAGGAGCGGAGCUCACCACUGCCUGUGAUUUUAGAUUAAUGGCACCAGGUAGCGUGAUCCAGUUUGUCCAUAAACACAUGGGUCUGGUUCCAGGCUGGGGGGGUGCUGCACGACUCGUUCACCUUGUAGGAAGCCAGAACGCUCUGAAGCUGCUGGGCGGGGCGGUAAAAGUGGACUCCGAGCUGGGCUUGCACAUGGGCCUGGCAGAUGGAGUCCUGGAGGACCAUCAGGGAGCUGGGGGGGCGGACACCGUCCUGCAGCAGGCUGAGGACUGGCUCAGUCGCUACACCAGAGGACCCGCUCCAGUGAUCCAGGCUGUGAAGAAAGUGGUGCUUUCGGGAAGGGAGCUCCCUCUGUCCGAGGCUCUGAGGACGGAGAAGAAUGUGUUCGGGACAGUGUGGGGGGCGGCAGCUAAUCUGGAGGCCCUGGCCAGCAAGUCCAAACAUAGAUGAGGCGUUUGAGUCAUGAUUUAAAAUAAAGUGCAUGCUUGUUCUGUGCAUGAACUCAUGGUGGGAUGCAGAGCCAAUCAGAAGCCUCCUUGGGAACAUCUGAGGAUACUAGAGUGGUUUGGCCGUGAUUGUGUCAGACGUCAGAUUAGGGCUGGGCGAUAUGGCCUAAAAUCAAUGUUACCAUAUACUGAGGAUUUCACCUGGAUAACGAUAAAUGAUAACUACAGGUAUGCAGAAACAAAAGUGUCCACUAGAUGGGGCUGUGUCACAUUUUUAUGAGACUCAAGGUGGUACAGCUUCUUAAAGGGUCACGAACGCUGCUGAACUACACACAUCAUUUCAUUUUUUAAAUGAAUUUAGACAUAAAAAUGAUCUCAAGUCAGAAAUUUAGAUGAUGAUAAAUUUUUGAUUUAUUGCCCAGCCCUACGUCAGACCCCUCCCAUCUCUGAAAAUCUUUUGUAAAUAUUAAACUAAUCCAGUUUUGAACAUCGGUUCACGUCACACAUUACUUUUGUAAAUAAUAGAAAUAAACCUUUUGUAAGAGUA